AUGACUGGUCGGGCUAUACCAGCUGCUUUACCUGACAAUAUUCGAAACGAAAUAUGUACAGCCAUUCAGACCCUCCAAUCCAAACCUACUAUUCAGACUCAACCAACAGGCAUAACACCAAAUCAACAACCACAAACAACAGGUUUACCAACUUCAUCAUCUUCCUUAGUUCCAUUACCACAACCUCAACGCUCAGCAUCAACCUCCAUGUUAAAUAAUCUUGCUGGUGGUACGUCAUUAUAUACACAACAACAGCCAUCAUCUGUACAAACUGGCAAUAAUCUUCAAAUACCAAUGAUGACUGGAUAUACACCUACACCAGGAGCAAGUUAUCAACAACAAGUGCCAAUGCCGACUGGAAUGCAAGGGAACAACUUGGCUUUCGCUAAUCAAAUGAUGCCAAAUUUCUCGGUGAAUCAACAACAUCAUUAUGAACGACUAGCUGGAAAGGUCAAGAUUCCAUGGGCUGUAACAACAGAAGAAAAGAAACAAUAUAGCAAAAUCUUCAAGGCAUGGGAUUCUGAAAAACAAGGCUUUUUGACUGGUGACAAAGCAAAAGAAAUCUUUACACAAUCAGGAUUACCACAGAAUGUAUUGAUGCAAAUUUGGAACUUGUCAGAUCCCAACAAUCAAGGCAAAUUGAACGUGGAUGAAUUCUCAGUGGCCAUGCAUUUGAUCUACCGAAAAUUGAAUGGAUAUAACGUACCUACAACAUUACCUCCAGAAUUGAUACCUCCUUCUACUCGAGAACUUAAGGAUACAGUCGAUAGUCUCAAGGAUUCGAUUUUGAAGAAUAUUGCUCAAAAAAAAAGUGUGACCAGUUUCAGCGCGUCUCCCACUUCACUUUCAGUGCCAUCUUCUUUUGCCAACCAACGGUCUCGAUCGGUUAGUCCUGGUCCUACACAUCGACGAAAUGGGAAGAAGAAGGAUCAAUAUGCCGCAGAUGAUGAUGAUGAUGAUGAUGUAGGUUAUGUAUCUAGUGCAAGACGUAUGGGUCCUGAUCGAUCACGAUGGAAUUCAAGUAGUGAUGGAACAUCAUCACCAAAAACAUCAAGUUAUGGAUACCGGGGAAAGGCUACUCGUAUUGCAGAACUACGGAAACAAAUUGGAGAUUGUAAAGCUAGUUUGAAGAAAAUGGAUGAAGAAAGCAAGCAAAAAGUACCAAAGAAGUUUGAUGAACUAUCUUAUCUUGAGCAACAAGAUAUCAAUGAAAUCAAAUCAAAAGUGCGAGAACUACAACAAGAAAUCACACGAUCGGGCGCUAAUGGCAACAAAACUACCUGGGAAACGUAUAUUGAUAAGACAAGUGAACUCUCCAAUUUAGCUGAACAAGAAAAGUCCUUAAUGUCAGAAGUCCGUUAUAUGAUUGAUGACACAUUACAUGGAUUAUUGAAACAAGUGGAUGAAACUGAAGAUGAUCUAAAGGCCAAGAAAAUCCAAAAAGCAAAAGCAGAUCAAGCCAAAGCACAAGGUGAACCUAUUGUACCAGAUAAUAUUCAAGGAACUGGACCUAAUGGUGAAGUGACUGAAGCCGACCGUAUUCGAGCCAAAGCUAAAGCAUUGAUUGCUGCCAAGAUGGGCAAGAUCACAGGUCAAACUGGUGGUAGUGCAACUAAGGAAACCACAGCAGAGGCGAUACGUAAGGCAGAAGAAGAACGAGAAGAAUUUCAACUUUAUUGUGAUUCGAUUCGACAAUCUAUUCGGGAACUGGAGGAUGCGGUCAAAGAAGUUGGAAUGGAAACAAGUUUGAUUGGAUUGGAUAUUGGCAAACACAAACAAGAUCAAAAAGUGAUAGAUGAACGUAAUAGAUUCGAAUAUGGUUACAAGGUGGCAACUGAUCUUAAAGAAUUCGUGGAUUUAUUGGCUUUUGAAACGGCAGCAGCUCAAGCACCCGAUGUGGAUCCUAGUUUCGAAUCAAGAUUCCCAGAAUUUGAAUUGUAG
Halteromyces radiatus is the source of this 1941-nucleotide messenger RNA. RefSeq lists its product as uncharacterized. NCBI's taxonomy places the organism in Eukaryota, Fungi, Mucoromycota, Mucoromycetes, Mucorales, Cunninghamellaceae. The record is from RefSeq and is a predicted model, not a curated record. Gene Ontology annotation, cellular component: plasma membrane; cytoplasm; actin cortical patch. The coding region runs from base 1 to 1941 and encodes 646 amino acids. Gene Ontology annotation, biological process: endocytosis; endosomal transport; actin cortical patch organization. The transcript is spliced from 2 exons. Gene Ontology annotation, molecular function: calcium ion binding; protein binding.